Messenger RNA from Paecilomyces variotii, 1518 nucleotides. Its product is annotated as F-actin-capping protein subunit alpha. Lineage: Eukaryota; Fungi; Ascomycota; Eurotiomycetes; Eurotiales; Thermoascaceae. Gene Ontology annotation, molecular function: actin filament binding. Gene Ontology annotation, biological process: barbed-end actin filament capping; actin cytoskeleton organization. Bases 240 to 1061 code for a protein of 273 amino acids. The transcript is spliced from 8 exons. The record is from RefSeq and is a predicted model, not a curated record. Gene Ontology annotation, cellular component: actin cortical patch; F-actin capping protein complex.
GUAUUGUUGUUAAGUCGAGUAGGCGUGCUCUUUGGACUGGCUGGCAUAUUAGGUAUAUAAUAGACCCUUAAGCUUCCACGUUGCGUCGGUCGCGCUAGGUAACUUCAGUAGAGCUCCGCUUUCCGCUGUUGACACCGGCCAAGUGCUGCACCUACACCGUAUCCUGAAUCUCCCCGCAGCCCAAGCCUGCCGCGCUCUUUUCCUUGGUAUCUGCUGGACAGUGCGACUGUUGCGCCGUCAUGUCCUCAGCUGUCGACAUCGCAUCGUCGUUCAUUGAGGGCGCCCCGCCGGGCGAGCUCUCUGAUGUUGUUGCCGAUAUCAGGGCCCUCACAUCGGAUGGACCAGACGUUAUUCCCUCUCUGGCCCCAGCAUUUGAGAGGUACAAUGAGGCACAGCUGGCGACAGUGAAGCUGCCGGGGUCAAGCCAGGAGGUCAUCGUCAGUGAAUUUAACAAAUUGGAUGGAAACCGUUACUACGACGUGGAGAGCUCGACAUCGUUUGAAUUCGACCAUGUCACACAGACCGCAUCCAACACCCAAUCCACGCCUUUAGAGUCGCAAAAUGAGGACCUAAUUAAAUCCCUUAUCAAGUCUCUGGGUACCCAUGCCCGCGAACACUACCCUAGCUGUUCAUACGGUGUAUACCCGAUUGAGAAUGACACCGCCGUUGCCAUCGUGCUGGUCGCCAACAAAUACUCCCCCAACAAUUUCUGGAACGGACGCUUCCGCGCCAUCUACCAGCUUCCCGUGUCCUCAUCCUCGACCGUGAGUGGAAAGAUUCACGUCGAUGUCCACUACUACGAGGAUGGUAACGUCUCUCUGAGCACCACCAAGCCCAUUUCAAUAGCUAUUCCAUCUGUCUCCGCGGAGACAAUCAUCUCGCGCAUUGCGACCGCUGAACGUGACUACCAGGAGGAAUUGAACCGGGCGUUCAGCCGUAUGGCCGAGGGGGCCUUCAAGGGACUUCGGCGGCAGUUGCCCAUCACCCGACAGAAGGUGGAGUGGGAGAAAGUUGGAGGAUACCGAUUGGGACAGGAUAUCUCCGGUGGAAAGGGACGAUAGGCACGGCAUUGUUAACACAACCUGCCAUUUUAGAUUCCAUGGUGUUUUGCCUUUGUGUGUGUUGACCUAUAAGCGAUGCCGCUGCCCGCCGUACACUGAGAGAGAUGACUAUUCCAGGGCAGUCAUGAGCCGUUCUUUGUACUGUACAUGAUUCUCGCCCGGCAAUAGCCCUCUCGUGGAAAUAAAUUAGCGAGUUUAUUGACUUCUGAAAGCGAAAUGCAUCAUCAGAGGAGACAAAAUGUCCGUAAGUAGUCUGAUGUGCUAUUUCAUGCCAUUGUCUGGUAGGUGACAUUAUCCCUUGGCACCACCGCGAUAGUAUAGUAAUUGAAUUUCCAUUGACCCUCGACCCGGUACUUGCGCAGGAGUAUCUUAAGAACACAACAAUGAAAUAAUCAUGGCGUGCAGGUCAGUCAAGAGGACGGGCGGGACAUUUGUUAACUAGGUAACUAGUUACUGU